Messenger RNA from Podarcis muralis (Common wall lizard), 1153 nucleotides. The record is from RefSeq and is a predicted model, not a curated record. NCBI's taxonomy places the organism in Eukaryota, Metazoa, Chordata, Lepidosauria, Squamata, Lacertidae.
AUGUGUGAAUAUGUGUUGAAAAUAGCCUACAGCACAAAGUAUGGUCUUCACCUUAUUCAGCACAGCAAGAGCAAAAAAAAAAUUACUAUUGAUACAUUGAACAACAACAAUCAAUCCAUAGAGCAAGUGGCUAUCAAAAAACAAGCUGAAAAAUACUUGACUGGUCCAUGGCUGACUCGCUUUGUUCCUUCAGUCCACACUGCUGUGGUUAUUUUGAGCCUUCCUUUAAACAUUACGGCAAUCCUUAUGUUUGUGGUCAAAUUAAGGCUUAAGAAACCAACUGUGGUGUACAUGCUCAACCUGGCUUCUGCAGAUGUCCUCUUCGUGAGUAUGCUUCCUUUUAAAAUUGUCUACAACUUUUCUGGAAACAACUGGAUCUUUGGGCCUGUGAUGUGUCAUUUUGUCACUGCCGCCUUCUACUGCAACAUGUACUGCUCCGUCCUGCUGAUGAUGGUGAUAAGCGUGGACCGUUUCCUGGCCGUGGUGUACCCAAUGCAGUCCCUGUCCUGGCGCACAGCAAGACGGGCCUCGCUGGUCUGCUUUCUCAUCUGGCUUCUGGCAAUAGCUGGGGUGAUACCUCUGAUUGUCAAUAAGCAAACACAGAGAUUAUCCCGGUUAAAUAUUACGACCUGUCACGAUACAUUAGAUAUCUCUGUUAUUAUGGAUAUAUUUCGGUAUAACUUUUCUGUAUUAUCCAUUUUGUUCUUUUUUAUACCGUUAUUAAUCUCUGUCACCUGUUAUGUGUGUAUUAUAAGGAAACUUUCUUCAUCCAGUGUUGCUACAAAGACUGCUAAAAAGAGACGUGCCAUUCUCCUGUCUCUAGCAGUCUUGUCUUCUUUUAUUAUUUGUUUUGGCCCUACAAAUGUCCUAUUAUUAGUGCACAACUUGCGCAUCUCACCUGAUCAACCCCUUGAUAGCCUGUAUUUUGCCUAUAGCUUAGCGGUCUGCAUUGGUACCAUAAACUGCUGCAUUGAUCCCUUAAUUUAUUAUUAUGGCUCUUCAGAGUGUCAAAAGCAGGUGUGGGAUCUCCUGUGCUAUAAAAAACUGUCUGAUCUUGAACAAAGCAGUCAGACAACAAGCAGUAAUGCCACCAAUCUUUUUUUUUGUGGCCUGAAAAAUUUGUCUCAAGCAUAGAAUUUUAGAGUGUGUGAUA